CAUAAAUGAAUAUCUUUUCCAAAGACAGAUUAGCUUUGAUUAUAUUUGCGUUUGUGUGAUGUGUUUAACUGCGGUAUUGGUUAAUCUUUGCUGCCGGUAACAUUUGUAAAACAAAAAUGGCGCUAUGUUGUGCGAUUUCAAAUGAAGUUCCAGAACAUCCUGUCAUAUCUCCAGUAUCUGGAGCUAUAUUUGAAAGGCGACUGAUAGAAAAGUAUGUAGUAGAAAAUGGGGUGGAUCCAAUAUCAGGGAAGGAGCUUACGGUUGACAUGCUUAUUGAGGUGAAAACAACACCAAUUGUCAAACCAAAGCCCCCAUCCGCUACAAGCAUUCCAGCUAUCUUAAAGACCUUACAAGAUGAAUGGGAUGCUGUCAUGCUUCAUAGUUUUACCCAGAGGCAGCAGUUGCAGACAGCUCGACAAGAACUCAGCCAUGCGUUAUACCAACAUGAUGCUGCAUGCCGUGUUAUAGCGAGACUCACAAAGGAGGUUACUGCUGCUAGAGAGGCUUUGGCAACUUUGAAACCUCAGGCCGGAAUCACCACAAAUCCAGCAGGCAUACCACAACCUGCCAUUGCUGUUGAAGCUGGUGGUGUUGCAAAUCAACCAACAGAACAAGCUGGAAUGACAGCAGAAGUAAUACAGAAACUACAGGAUAAGGCAACAGUUCUAACACAGGAACGUAAAAGACGUGGAAGAACGGUUCCUGAGGAACUUGUGUCUCAUGAUUCUAUUCGCACGUUCCAUACAUUAGCUUCUCAUCCAGGUCUUCAUAGUGCUAGCAUACCAGGUAUACUUUCGCUGGACAUUCAUAGUGCUGAUACUAGUAAAAUUUUAACAGGCGGUAAUGAUCGAAAUGCAACCGUUUUUAACAAAGACACCGAACAGGUUGUUGCUAUCCUCAAAGGACACACAAAGAAAGUUACAAGAGUUAUAUAUCAUCCAGAAGAGGACUUGGUGAUCACUGCUUCACCUGACACUACAAUUAGAGUAUGGAAUGUACCAACAUCACAGACUACUCAGAUGCUGAGAGCGCAUGAUGGGCCAGUGACAGGUCUUUCCCUCCAUCCCACUGGAGAUUAUGUGCUUUCAACUUCUACUGAUCAGCACUGGGCAUUUUCAGAUAUUCGAUCAGGAAGAUUGCUUACGAAAGUUGCUGACCAAGGGUCAUCAGGUAUAGCGCUGACAACAGCACAGUUUCACCCUGAUGGUCUUAUAUUUGGAACAGGAACAUCAGAUUCACAAGUUAAGAUUUGGGACUUGAAAGAACAAUCUAAUGUGGCAAACUUUCCAGGUCACUCUGGACCAAUAACAGCUAUAUCAUUCUCAGAAAAUGGUUAUUACUUAGCUACAGCUGCAGAUGAUGCUUGUGUAAAACUGUGGGAUUUGCGAAAAUUGAAGAACUUCAAAACGCUGCAGAUGGAUGAAGGUUAUGAAAUACGUGACCUGUGCUUUGACCAGAGUGGAACUUAUCUUGCUGUUGCAGGAACAGAUGUCAGAGUGUAUCUUUGCAAGCAGUGGCAAGAGUUAAAAGUGUUCAAUGACCACACAGCUAUGGCUACAGGUGUUCGCUUUGGCCGUCACUCGCAGUACAUUGCAUCUACUAGCAUGGACAGAACUCUGAAACUCUAUGGGAUGUAACUGAAAUAAAUCAGUAAUAACUGUAUGUUGCAGGUGUACCUGUGUGGAUAUUCACUUCAACAUUUGGAAGCAUGACGCUGCAAGUUUGGAUGUCCUUAGCAAUUAAGGACACUUAACAUGCUUCCAUCAUAGAGAAAGUGACGGAGAUUCUGUAGCAUAUCACGGAAGCACAGAAUUUUACAAGCGCGUGCCCGCGCUCUGUGUGUGUGUGUGUGUGUGUGUGUGUGUGUGUGUGUGUGUGUGUGUGUGUGUGAGUGAGAGAGAGAGAUAAUGUUGCUUCUUAGGAAAUGAUCAUCCUACUCUUAAAAAUCAUGACUGUAUUAUUUGCUAUAAUAAAUAGACUUUUAGACAA
Molecule: messenger RNA, 1989 nt
Organism: Schistocerca americana (American grasshopper)
Lineage: Eukaryota; Metazoa; Arthropoda; Insecta; Orthoptera; Acrididae
Gene: Prp19
Product: pre-mRNA-processing factor 19
Exons: 11
Coding region: 117-1637 (506 amino acids)
Biological process (GO): DNA repair; mRNA splicing, via spliceosome; protein ubiquitination
Cellular component (GO): U2-type catalytic step 1 spliceosome; cytoplasm; Prp19 complex
Molecular function (GO): protein binding; ubiquitin protein ligase activity
Source: RefSeq, a predicted model, not a curated record